This is a messenger RNA of Helianthus annuus (common sunflower), 1713 nucleotides long. Its product is annotated as probable serine/threonine-protein kinase kinX. The record is from RefSeq and is a predicted model, not a curated record. The transcript has a single exon. Bases 1 to 1713 code for a protein of 570 amino acids. Lineage: Eukaryota; Viridiplantae; Streptophyta; Magnoliopsida; Asterales; Asteraceae.
AUGUUUGAUGUGCAGGCUUCUAAUGUUAUAUUUAAUCCUAUUCACAAUAGCUGUUGUGACUUGGAUAUUGAGAAAAAUCCAGAAUUGGAGAAUUUCAGAAGUAUUUUGGAGUUUAUGGGUCAUAUUCCCAUCCAGAAAGCAUUGACUGACCAAAGGCCUUUAUACAAAUCUCACAUCGAGCGUUUCUGGAACAAUGCAAGUUAUGACGAUCAAAGCAAAGUGAUUUCAUCAGUUGUUGAAGUUCAUGGGAGGUUAGAAAAGAUUUUAGUCACAGAAGCACUGAUUCGUGAAGUCAUUAAUUUUCCUGAUGAGCCUGAUGAUCCAACAAGAUUUCCAGAGAGAAUGGUGAAGGGGUGCAUGUUGAGAAUGGGAUAUAUUGGAGCUUUAAAUGCCGGAAACUAUUUAAAGUCAAAAUUUCAGAAGCCUUACAAGUUUUUGAUUCAUUGUGUACUGAUUUCAUUAAGUCAUACUAAAGGAGGAUAUGAUGCAAUGCGCGAUUACCAAAUAAAUAUGAUUACGGCAUUGGUGUUGAACAAAAAGUAUAACUUCUCACAUAUAGUAUUCCACUAUAUGGCUGAGAAUAGCAAGUCGGAUCUCAAGACCUGGAUGUAUCCAAGGUUUGUACAGAUGUUGAUUGACCAUGCGUAUCCAGAGAUUGAUCGAAAUAUUAAAGAUGAUUUGUUGGUGCAAGCUCACAUGACCAAUAAAACACUGAAGCAGCUUGUGAAAUAUCAUCCGAAUCACCCAGAGCCAACACUUGUUGUCGAGCCUUUCGGUUUUAUUAAAGAUGUUAAAUAUGUUGAUCCAGAUCCAGUUAAUCAUCAGAACUGGAGAAAUGAAGUGGAAAUGAAAGAAGCAAGAUAUGCUGACGAGCUGAAAAUGCUUGAAGAUUUCAAAACUACUAAGAAUGAGUGGUAUGUGAAAGAAACCGGAAGAAGACGUAGAAUGGCAACUCCUAUUGUUCGAGAAGGUGAAGGAUCUUCUUUGAAAUCUAGAAAGAAACAAAAGAAAGCAGCAACAAUGUCUUUGAUUGAUGAACCGGAAGAAGAUAAUCCAGUGGUAACUGCUGAAAAGGAACAAGUGACAGCUACUGAAGAUGAUCCAUUUAAUACUGAUGUAUUGUUUGAUACUGAUGUCUUGGAAACAGGGCCAGAAAUUGUUGCUAACGUUGAGCAAGUUAUAAAUGUUGAAGCACAGAAAGAGAAAGAAAAGGUUGUUGAUGAUGUUGAGGGUGACGAUAUAGAUAAGAGUACAACAAGUUCAUCAAGUUCUUCAGAUGAUGGUAAUGAUGAGAUUGAAAGUCGAAAAAGAAUUCAAGAAGAGAUAGAAAAAGAGAAGAUGUUAAGAAAGAGAAAGAGACAAGAAAAGGAUGAUGAUGAUGUCUAUGUGCCUUCUCCAGAGCAUGUCUCAGGAUCACAAUCUUCUCUAAGAGUUAGAAAGAAAGCUGGAGGUCGGAAGAAAGUGGUUUCUCCAAAGAUUGUCAAAGCCUCUCCAAAGAUCAAAGUAACGAAGACUGUGCUCAAAAAGAAGAAACAAACCAAGAAACCACCUACGCCACCACAUGAACCAACACCACCACAAUCACCUAUCCAAUCACCACCUCGACAAUCUACUCCACCACAACAAUCCUCACCACCUAAACAACCAACACCUCGAAGACAACCAUCACCUAUUCAUCAAACACCACCACAACAACCUUUUCUUACCUCAUAA